AUGGCGCAUUCCAAAGUGAUCAUCAUCGGCUCCGGCCCCGCCGCCCACACCGCCGCCAUCUAUCUGUCGCGUGCAGAGCUGAAACCCGUUCUCUAUGAGGGUAUGCUUGCCAAUGGCACUGCAGCUGGUGGCCAAUUGACCACGACGACGGACGUUGAGAACUUCCCCGGGUUCCCCGCCGGCGUUGGAGGUAUCGAGCUUAUGACCAAAAUGCGUGAGCAAUCCGUUCGAUUUGGAACCGAAAUCAUCACAGAAACCAUUACAAAGGUGGACUUGUCCAGCCGGCCUUUUAAGCUGUGGAAAGAGUGGUCUGAUGGCCCCGACGAUGCGCCCGCACACACCGCAGAUGCCCUCAUCAUUGCUACAGGUGCCAAUGCGCGCCGGCUAGACCUCCCGGGCGAGGACAAGUACUGGCAAAAUGGAAUCAGUGCUUGUGCUGUGUGCGAUGGUGCGGUGCCUAUUUUCCGAAACAAACCCCUCUUCGUGAUCGGUGGAGGAGACUCCGCCGCCGAAGAGGCCAUGUUCUUGACCAAGUAUGGUAGCAACGUCACUGUGCUUGUGCGCAAGGACAAACUACGAGCUAGCAAGACCAUGGCUACCCGAUUAUUAAACCAUCCCAAGGUCGUGGUCAAAUUUCACACUGUAGCGGUGGAAGCUCAGGGUGAACCCGGGCCCCGCGGCUUGAUGACCCAUUUGAAGGUUAAAAAUGUCGUUUCGGGUGAAGAGGAAGUUCUUCCUGCCAACGGACUGUUCUAUGCUGUUGGACAUGAACCCGCUACCUCUUUGGUGAAAGGCCAAAUUGAGACCGACUCUGAUGGAUAUAUUGCCACUAGACCAGGCACUAGCUACACGAGUGUUGAAGGUGUGUUUGCUGCAGGAGACGUUCAAGAUAAGAGAUACAGACAAGCCAUCACCAGUGCAGGAUCUGGCUGCAUUGCUGCCCUGGAAGCUGAAAAGUACAUUGCUGAUUUAGAGGAUAUCCCUGAACCUGCCGUUGCAUCUACCAUCCAGCAAUCGGCGACCCAGGAGGAUCAUCAAAAAGAAGAAAAUGCACCCGCUUCGCUGGAAUACAAAUCUAAUCCUUUACUCUAG
Molecule: messenger RNA, 1092 nt
Organism: Ophidiomyces ophidiicola
Lineage: Eukaryota; Fungi; Ascomycota; Eurotiomycetes; Onygenales; Onygenaceae
Gene: TRR1
Product: thioredoxin-disulfide reductase
Exons: 3
Coding region: 1-1092 (363 amino acids)
Biological process (GO): removal of superoxide radicals
Cellular component (GO): cytoplasm
Molecular function (GO): thioredoxin-disulfide reductase (NADPH) activity
Source: RefSeq, a predicted model, not a curated record